Messenger RNA from Phycomyces blakesleeanus NRRL 1555(-), 342 nucleotides. RefSeq lists its product as hypothetical. The record is from RefSeq and is a predicted model, not a curated record. Bases 1 to 342 code for a protein of 113 amino acids. The transcript is spliced from 3 exons. Lineage: Eukaryota; Fungi; Mucoromycota; Mucoromycetes; Mucorales; Phycomycetaceae.
AUGUUUCCUUCUAUUCAAAUGCACAACACUGAUUGCCACUGCACCAGAUGCAAUAAUAAUGAUCAAGGAGUUUCUCGAGUAUCGAGACCUGAAAAGAGAAGCAUGGAAGUAGAUACUGAAAUAAUCCCGACGUAUCAAUCUGAUUCUGUGGAAGCAAUGGAUGGUCAGGCCAACUCACCUAUCUUGGAUGUCAUCUCAACGUUUGACAAUGACAUCUUUGUUGGUAAUGACUACAAUGGUAAUGAGUCUGACACAACCGAUGACAAUGACAGUGAUGACAAUGGCAAAGAAGACACUGCCAAGAUUUAUGUUGAAGAGUUUAACAAUGAGGAUCAGUUUUAA